Molecule: messenger RNA, 5488 nt
Organism: Eleginops maclovinus (Patagonian blennie)
Lineage: Eukaryota; Metazoa; Chordata; Actinopteri; Perciformes; Eleginopidae
Gene: kif14
Product: kinesin family member 14
Biological process (GO): microtubule-based movement
Molecular function (GO): ATP binding; microtubule binding; microtubule motor activity
Source: RefSeq, a predicted model, not a curated record
GGCAAACGCGGAAGAGAUAAGUGGACAAUAACAAACCGACUGAUGUCAGUAGCUUCAACACAACUUGUUGCUACGUUAGGUAGCUAGAGCAACUGGUGUUACGUUGUCGUUAACGUUAGUUUAGCGGCAAGCUUAUUUUAACGUGUUUUGAUCAGCCAUGUCGUUGUUUAGUGUACAAGCGAGAAAGCAUACAGCGUAUUAUGACCAACUAAUGGCCCCACCUCGGACACCGGGCAGAGAGCGCCCGGCUCAGAGAAAAUCGGCGGAGGCAACGAAAUGCAAACAUGAUAUAACAUCUGGAGACUCUGCGUGUGAAGACAGCAGGUCAUCGGAUAAAAGCCGAAAGGGGAACAGGACUUUUGUCGUUUCUGCCCUCUCAAAAAGCGGCAGCGGGCAGCAAACUCCCUACGGAGGCCGACUCACUCUGCAAAGGAGGUCAAGAAGGAAGACCGGGACUGAAACAGCAGAGACAACGCUGGUAGAAAGCAGCCAGAGCACCACACCAGCCCCGGAGAAGAGACUGACCCUGAAGCGCAGGACACGGACCCCCUCCAUGGGUAAAAGCACACAUGGGUCGCGUGGGGUUAGCGGCGCUGGACUGCAGACCACUCCAAAAGUUCUCAGCGAGCCAAACGGUAGGGCUGCUGGUGUAUUCAGGUCUACGAGUUUAAGAGAAAGUACCUGUAAAAGCAAAGGUGCUGCUUCUGUGGAAACCCAGGGGAGGUCUGCACACAGCAGGACGCCCUCCAAAUAUUCUUCCACAAGUAGGCAGCUAGAAGACCAAGCCCAAACCUUCAAGACACCUACCAAAAAGACCCCGUUUGGAAAAAUUGCAGCCAGGAGAGACGUGUUCGAGAGAAUGGCAGGGAAAGACGCUCCUAAACUAGAGGCAGUCAAAUCUGCAAGUCUAGAGGGGCCCAAAUCCAGAAUACAGCAAGCGGAGUACACCAAACCCGUGGCAGGUCCCCGGGUCAUCAACGCGUCUACAGGUGUGCACAAGCCAACCACUGCCCUGCAGGUGAGGAAGACCUCUACCUCAAGCCAAAAGGGAGAAGUUACCACAGCAAGGACUUCCACGAUUGCUGCUCCACCUACCAUGCAGCACCUGUCCUGUUCCAGCGAGAUUCAAGAGAACCAGGAUUCAUUCAAGAUGGAGAACAGUGCAGUGACUGUCGCGGUCCGAGUAAGGCCUUUCAAUGCCAGGGAAAAGGCAGAGAAAACCUUACAGGUCAUCUACAUGAACAAUCAGGAGACUGCUGUCCAGCAUCCAGGCACCAAACAGAGAUACAACUUCACGUACGACUUCGCCUUCUGCUCAGUGGAUGACUGUGAUCCCGCCUUCGCCAGCCAGGAGACAGUGUACAAGACACUGGCUAAACCUCUGCUGCUGAGGGCCUUUGAAGGGUUCAACACUUGUCUGUUUGCUUACGGCCAAACAGGCUCCGGGAAGUCGUACACGAUGAUGGGUUUUGGAGAGGAGGAAGGCGUAAUCCCUCGAUUCUGCCAGGAGCUGUUUUCUAGAUUGGCCUCUAUGGAAAAUGAAGAGGUCAAAUGCCAUGUAGAGAUGAGCUUAUUGGAAGUCUACAAUGAGAAGAUCCAUGACCUGCUGGUGACAAGAGAACAAACAAACCAGAGAAGGAUGCCUCUGAGGGUAAGGGAACAUCCAGUCAAUGGUCCCUACGUUGCAGACCUCUCUGCGAACAUUGUGAGCUCCUACAAUGAAGUUCAGGGGUGGCUAGAGCUAGGAAACAAGCAGAGAGCCACAGCAGCCACCGGAAUGAAUGACAAGAGCUCCAGGUCUCAUUCUGUCCUCACCCUGGUCAUGACCCAGACUCAGACUGAGUUUGUGGAGGGUGAGGAACAUGACCACAGCAUCACCAGCAGGAUAAACCUGGUGGACCUGGCAGGCAGCGAGCGCUGUAACUCUGCAAAAACAAGUGGAGACCGACUCAGGGAGGGUGCUAGCAUCAACAAGUCCCUGCUUACACUUGGAAAGGUCAUCUCUGCCCUAUCAGAGCAGGCAAUGACGCAGAAGACGGUCUUCAUACCGUACAGGGAGUCUAUCCUGACAUGGCUGUUGAAAGAGAGCAUCGGUGGUAACUCUAAGACGGCCAUGAUCGCCACAAUAAGUCCAGCUGGCAGCAAUGUGGAGGAAACCCUAAGCACACUGCGCUAUGCCCAGCAGGCUCGCACCAUCAUCAAUGUGGCAAAAGUCAAUGAGGACACCAGCGCCAAGCUCAUCAGAGACUUGAAGGCGGAGGUGGAGAAGCUGCGGGCCGCCCAGGCGAGCUCCCAGGGGAUUGAACCGGAGAGGGUCAGGCUGUUCCAGCAGGAGAUCGUCGGCCUGAGAAACAGACUCUGCCAGCAAGAGAGGGAAAUGAUUGAGGCCAACCGGGCAUGGAGGGAGAAACUGGAGCAAGCUGAAAUCCGCAAACGUGAAGAGACCAAAGAGUUGCAGAAAGCCGGUGUGACAUUCAAAGUGGACAACCGUCUUCCUAACCUCGUGAAUCUGAACGAGGACCCUCAGCUGUCUGAGAUGCUUCUCUACAUGAUCAAAGAGGGGCGAACCACCGUGGGCAAGCUCAAGUCAAAGUCCGAACACGACAUCCAGCUGAACGGAGCCCUCAUUGCUGACCAACACUGUGUGAUAACAAAUCUUCAGGGCACUGUCAGCAUCACUCCGAUGGAAAACGCGAAGACCUUCGUUAAUGGAAACCUCAUGUCUGAAUCAACAGUCCUCCAACAUGGUGACAGGGUGAUUCUCGGAGGAGACCACUACUUCCGCUUUAACCAUCCAGCAGAGGUGCAGUCUGGGAAGCGUGUUUCAUGCUGGACAGGCGCAGGCGAUGGCCACAAAGACUUUGAAUUUGCCAAAAAUGAAUUACUCGCAGCCCAAAGAGCUCAGCUUGAGGCAGAAAUUGAAGAAGCCCAUUUGAAGGCUAAAGAGGAAAUGAUGCAGGGGAUCCAGAUGGCAAAGGAGAUGGCCCAGAAAGAGCUAUCAGAGCAGAGAGCGCUUUAUGAGGAGCGGAUCCAGGCUCUGGAGCAAGAGCUGGACGAGGAGAGUGAGCAGAAGCGUCAGCAGGAGUUGGCGCAGCAGAGGGUUGCCAGCCAGAUGGCAAAGCUGAAAAUGGCCAAGCAGGAGCUGGAGCAGGAGGUGGACACGCACAAGAAACGCGUCCGCCUGCACAUGGAGGCUCAGGCAAUGGAGGAGCACCGUGUCUGUCAAGCGAAGAUUGUUGACGCCCUGGAGGCAGAGAAAAGAAAGAUCGGCAAAGAGCUCGAGGAGAUGCAGAAGAGAAGAGCGUUGAGGGAAAACCACACUCCCCGAAACGUUUCUCCUCAGUGGGAUGCCAUGAAGUUGUCUCUGAUGAUUGAGGAAGCCAAUAAGAUCAGUGCCAAACUAAAGAAAAACACUGUCUUUAGCAGGCACGAGAGCUCUGAAGACGAGAACCUGCAGCAGGGUGGUCUGCUACAGGUGCGAGUUCAAAACAAAAAGCUGGGGAUCACCACUUUCUGGAGCCUUGAAAAGUUCCAGAACAACAUCGCUGCCAUGAGGGAACUCGAUCAGGGGGAUUCCACCUCUAAAGAUGACGAUGUGUUUUAUGACCCCGAUGAUGAGUGGGAGCAAGAUAUAUCGGCCUCCUCUGCUUCCACCUCCUCCUUUUCACGGCGAAGGAGCAGGAGCUUGUUGAAAAGCAGGAGAAUUUCGGGACGUCUCUACGAGAUUCGGGUGCAUCCGAUUCAGAGCCUCCACAACAGCUCCUCACAGUCUGCUGGGUUGAUGGGUGUGGCAAAACCGCCUUCCACCCAUUCCAGCAGCUCAGACACUUCCACGCCGGGCAUCUGCAAGGAGCUGAUUGGCCAGUCAGUGUCCCGUCUGCGGAGUUGUAGUGUGACUGAAGAGAGCAUGGCAGACAGGCUGGCAUCUGAUCUGCACUUGAUAUAUGAGGCAGUCAAAACCAUAUCUGACCUAUACGACAGCCUGGAUGAUGACAGCCAGGAGAACGUGUUUGUGUGUAACUUGGUGGCCCAGACUCACCUGGUGAAGUCCACGGCAGCCGUAGAGAGUGCCGUGCUUGUCACCAUGCUGUGGUUGGCCAGCGUCAAACCCUCCUCCGGCCGGCUCUACACCAUCGCUGAGGAACUCAAGAGCCAAGUCAAGAAGAUGGGAGGAUUUUUCCAGCUGCUCAUUCAGGGUUGUGAAUCUGAGAUCACAUCAAUGGUGACGGAGGCGAAGAGGAAGAGCAGUCAGUGCCUGGAUGCAGCGCUGCUUGCACUCGGCCACCUGGCGGCGGUGACGGGCAUGCCGCUGAAUGUUGCGGCGCCGGGGGCCCAGGCCACAGGCAAGCAUUCGGGUGUUGUGUAUCUGCUGAGGGGGACUGAUAAGGGCGUCCACUCUCUUUUAAAAGAGAGCUUCACUAUCACCAGAGAAAUGCUGAGAGACGCUCAGCUGUCCUACCCCAGAAACCCAGUCCUGCAGAGCCUGAAAUCCAAGACGCUUGACUUAGCUUGUUCUCUGCAGAACUACAUGAAUUGCCAUAUCACGGAGAGAGAGAGCAACCCAGGGGACGAGGGAGUGAAAUGGGAGGAGGAGGCCUCAGCUUCCCAUUUGAAGAGACUGAGGUCUACAGCGGCCAAGCUGCUCCACCUUAACCACGCCAUCAGACAGCUGCAUUCCUGUCUGUCUACCGCCCUGCGAGAAACUCACAAAGACUCCAACCUCAGCAGCAGCAGAGAGCUGAUCUCCUCCUCUGCCAAGGCUGUUGAUGAGCUGAUCACUGGUCUGUCCAAAGAGGACUCAUCGAAUCCUUCCAUGCAGCUUCCCUUUCUCCAGAGUGUCAUGGCGGCACGAGACGAGCUCCACUCUGCCCUGCAGUCCCUCUCCUCCUCCUGGGACCAGCAGGAGCUGGGAGAGAGCAGAGACUCUUUUGCUUCAGACAAGAGCACAGAGGAUGAAAUCAGUAAAAUCAAUCACAGUUCUGUUAGAAAUCGAGUCGUGAGCAAGACAGUUUACUUUCUCCCUCCAGGUGCUUCAACAAACGGCAGCCUACACUGGGUGUGAUGUGCAUUUUUAAAUGUAUGACAUGUUACUCUUUUAAGUGGUGCUUACAUCAUGUAUGAUUUACUGUAAAAAUUAUCUGCUGAUACAGAGAAAUCUUGUAAUGGUGACACCAAACAGGCUUUGGGUAUUUUCUUUUUAAGCUUCGCCAUCACCAACCUGGCAUCACAUGCAAUGAACACUGCAGAGUAUUACUUAUUGUUGAUAUACAAAGAGCUAAAAUAAGUUAUCCACAUGCAAGCAACUUGACUUUCCAAAUGUUUUAUAACAGGCACUGCCACUAUUUGCACUCAGGAGAGACUUGUAUAUUUGGUGUUUCUUCUUAAAACAUGAACUUUAACAGGAAGUAUUUUUAGUGUUUUUUAUCACAUGUUUAAAAUAUAGAAUUGUUAAUGCUUCUGCAAUAAAAUUGUUUGAUUUUUGUCAAAA